Molecule: messenger RNA, 1587 nt
Organism: Diospyros lotus (date-plum)
Lineage: Eukaryota; Viridiplantae; Streptophyta; Magnoliopsida; Ericales; Ebenaceae
Product: actin-like
Exons: 5
Coding region: 169-1302 (377 amino acids)
Cellular component (GO): cytoplasm
Source: RefSeq, a predicted model, not a curated record
UUUGACGCUCAUUUAAAAGGGCCUUGUUCCCAUCUACAGGCAAAGAAGCCUUCUCAUCUCACAGUUUGCCACAAAUCUCUCUUCAAACUCGAGGCGCUUCACCGGAGACGCACUCGUUCUUCCUCUCUCACAGACACAGUCGCAGGUUAUUGAAAAAGGCUUUAGAAGAUGGCAGAGACCGAGGAGAUUCAACCUCUUGUCUGUGAUAAUGGAACUGGGAUGGUCAAGGCUGGAUUUGCUGGAGAUGAUGCUCCAAGGGCUGUGUUCCCUAGUAUAGUCGGCCGCCCACGUCAUACAGGUGUGAUGGUUGGCAUGGGGCAGAAAGAUGCAUAUGUUGGGGACGAGGCUCAGUCCAAGCGAGGUAUUUUAACUUUAAAAUACCCAAUCGAGCAUGGGAUUGUCAAUAACUGGGAUGAUAUGGAGAAGAUCUGGCAUCACACUUUCUAUAAUGAGCUUCGUGUGGCUCCAGAAGAGCAUCCAGUUCUCCUCACCGAAGCACCUCUAAACCCAAAGGCUAACCGUGAGAAGAUGACACAAAUAAUGUUUGAAACCUUCAAUGCUCCUGCUAUGUAUGUUGCCAUACAGGCCGUUCUUUCUCUCUAUGCCAGCGGUCGCACAACUGGUAUUGUUCUGGACUCUGGAGAUGGUGUCAGCCAUACUGUCCCCAUCUAUGAAGGUUACGCACUUCCCCAUGCCAUCCUGCGUCUUGACCUUGCAGGCCGGGACCUCACAGAUGCCCUGAUGAAAAUCCUGACCGAGCGUGGCUAUUCAUUCACCACUACUGCUGAACGUGAAAUUGUGAGGGACAUCAAGGAGAAGCUGGCAUACAUUGCCCUCGAUUAUGAGCAGGAACUUGAAACUUCCAAGACAAGUUCAUCCGUUGAGAAGAACUAUGAAUUACCUGAUGGGCAGGUAAUCACAAUUGGGGCUGAGCGUUUCCGUUGUCCAGAGGUCCUUUUCCAGCCAUCCAUGAUCGGAAUGGAAGCUGCUGGUAUUCAUGAAACGACUUACAACUCUAUUAUGAAGUGUGACGUCGAUAUCAGGAAGGAUCUCUAUGGAAACAUUGUACUUAGUGGUGGAUCUACCAUGUUCACUGGCAUUGCUGACAGAAUGAGCAAGGAAAUCACAGCAUUAGCACCUAGUAGCAUGAAAAUUAAGGUGGUAGCUCCACCAGAAAGGAAGUACAGCGUCUGGAUUGGAGGUUCCAUCCUGGCAUCCCUCAGCACUUUCCAGCAGAUGUGGAUAGCAAAGGCAGAAUAUGACGAGUCUGGCCCUUCGAUUGUACAUAGGAAGUGCUUCUAAUGACAGCGAAAAUCCGGACCAGACCCCAUGGGAGAAAAUUUGCUGCUCGCUUUCCCUGUUCUUGGUUAAGCGCUUCUUUCUACCCUGUCAGUAUCUUAAGAUCUCUGGACAAUGACCUUCCCUGAUAAUUUCCAAUUCUUUGAUUGUUGUUUCACGUAACAGUUUCAGAUACGCUUGUUCCGAAUCCUCUAGGCAUAAUGUUAAUUCUGCAGUUGCUUAUUAUGCAAGGGAUUGUUUCAUAAUCGAAUGAAUAAUUAAACUCUCUAGUUGCUUCUCUUCGAAACC